GGAACCACAUGAUUCGGGGCAGGGGUAUGGCGUUGAACUCAAUGUAAACAACAUAGCAGAACGCAAAAAAGUGUUCGUUCAGUUUGGAUUCAGUCGCCAGAAUCAGGCAGAUGUGUGAGGACCGUUUUCGAUCGGUGGGUGUGCGCGGUUUUAGCUUAGGGACACCAGUCGACGCUAAACCUAUAGCUAAUAUUCACUUAGUGCAGAGCCAUAAGUCGAGCAGAUCAAGCUGCCUUGCCAAACGCAAAUGGACUGGAUUUCAUUUUUUCAAUAUUUCAAAUGGUGACGUCACCACUGAAACAACUAAGAAGUGAAUUUAAAAAUGAUGUGCUUCUGGAGUGAAAUUCGAUUGUGAUAACGUAGUUCAAAUCUCCUUCGAUAAGGUUUAUUACUACGAAAUCGCCCCUGCCAUCAUAACUUCCGAUUACGGCUCAACGAAUGAGGUCAUUCAACGAAAAAUAUGGAUCUAAACUUCAAGUGUCCACUGUGCCCUACGUACUUUGAUACGCAAGAAGAACUCUCUGAACAUGUGCAAGCAAAUCAUGCCUCCUACUACGAUACCUAUCUGAUACCACCGGCGCUGAUUUUUCCCGGGGAAUCCACUGCAGUGGUAGCCAGUGAAGCUCCUGCCACGGUUAUUACUACCGAACCGGUAUCUACCGCAGACGUAUUAAUCGAACCGGCCCCAGUUCCAGACGACGGAUGCUGCGAAUGCGACUGUUGUGAUUGCUGCGGUGGAGACAUUGGUGCAGAUGCAGGUGGUGGCGAUGGAGGUUGUGGGGAUUGCGAUUGCGAUUGUGACUGCGUGAUAAUGUAGUAGAGAAAGAAAUGGGUGUGCAGUGACGUUAGUAUUAGUUGUUCAGAAAAAAAAGUGCCAGAGAGGAAUUUCUUGUUUAUGUUUAGGUGCACACGAUGCCGAACGAUUUACACAUAAGUAUUUUUUAUAUUGAAAUGUUUUAGCUGCUAUUCAUAUUUUGAAUCGUUGUUCUUCUGUAGGUUAACAAGAAUACUCAGACUAACCUAGACCAUAUGUAUUUAUUGAAAGCUCAAAUAAAGCGAGUUGCAAUUUUGAAUUUGA
Molecule: messenger RNA, 1078 nt
Organism: Aedes aegypti (yellow fever mosquito)
Lineage: Eukaryota; Metazoa; Arthropoda; Insecta; Diptera; Culicidae
Exons: 2
Coding region: 461-817 (118 amino acids)
Source: RefSeq, a predicted model, not a curated record